GUUUAUGCAAAGAUAAGAUGAACAAGCCUAUAAAAGCAGAACAGAUUGGAAGUUAGAUUCAUUUACUUACUAACCAUGCCUUGUUCGUGGCGAAGAGGUAGAAGCAGGAGUAGAAGACGAAGAAGUCGCAGCCGAAGCAUGUCUCUGAAACCUCGACGAUCCAGAUCGAGAAGAAGAAGCUCAAGGAGAUCCCUCUCCCGAUCACGCAGACGAUCCCGACGAGACGUCGUCGAUCGCGUCGCUCAAGAUCUCGUCGUCGUUCAAGAUCUAGAAGAUCAAGAUCUUACUCUAGAAGAAGAAGCCGAUCGCGAAGACGAAGAAGAGGAAGUCGCAGAUCUCGUAGAUCCAGGAGGUCGAGACGCUCAAGAAGAACAGGAAGAAGGCGCCGUCGUGCGGGUGCGGGAACAGAUAACAGCAAUCAAAAUCAGGGAGAUCAAGAUGCUUAAAUCGGGCUCAGAGAUAUUGACAUCAUACUGA
Molecule: messenger RNA, 477 nt
Organism: Cylicocyclus nassatus
Lineage: Eukaryota; Metazoa; Nematoda; Chromadorea; Rhabditida; Strongylidae
Source: the annotation of a GenBank genome assembly